AUGUCGAAAUCACCGGGCCCAGCGAAAUCUCCACAAAAAAAUGUUGGAAAGGCGAAAAAUCGUAAGACGUUCAAAGAGAAAGGGAAAUCGACGAAAUUGAGAAGGAAAAAGAAAAAGAAAGACGACGAGGGUCCGAAAGUUCAAAAAUCCCGGACUUCAGAAGAAGUGAAAUUCAACCUGAAUAUCAAAGAACCAGAGGGAUCUCCAGUGGUCAGGGACAAGAGUAAAAUAGGAAAAGAAGGAACCAAAUCAACAUCGAAAACAACGUCUACAGCUUCUCCGGGUCCUGGAUUCUCACCGAUUCCAUCUCAAGAAAACGAAGCUCCAUUGUUUGCUGCCAACGAGAAACAGAUUGGAUCUUCACUAUAUGUCAGAUUGGAUUGA
Molecule: messenger RNA, 384 nt
Organism: Caenorhabditis briggsae
Lineage: Eukaryota; Metazoa; Nematoda; Chromadorea; Rhabditida; Rhabditidae
Exons: 3
Coding region: 1-384 (127 amino acids)
Source: RefSeq, a predicted model, not a curated record